ACAUCAAGGCAGCCUUUGUUUCAGAGGAUAUGGACUGAUGAGGUGCCUUCAGAGAGCAAACAGCCAAACAGCCUCCAACUACAAAGAAUGACUUCUACAGGCACAGCUGAGAAGAAAGAGGGCAAACAGCAAUCAAAAGAAACCUCCAUUCAUGUCCCCAACCCUCACCUUCAGAAUAUGAGAGAGGAUGUCUUGUAUCAUUUAGCCCUUGGAACCGGGACUCACAAUUUACCUGCCUUGUUUGGAGACAUAAAGUUUGUAUGCACUGGUGGGAGCCCUUUGCGAAUGAAAGCUUUUAUCAUCUACAUCGCUAAGGAGUUGGCCAUUGGGAACCCAGGUUCAGACUUCCCCAAUCUCUGUGCAGCAACAGAUCGAUACGCAAUGUACAAAGCCGGUCCUGUGCUGGCACUUAGCCAUGGAAUAGGGAUGCCCUCCAUCGCAAUCAUGUUGCAUGAGGUCAUCAAACUGCUGCAUCAUGCUAACUGCUCCAACGUCGUCAUUAUCCGCAUGGGCACAUCUGGUGGAAUUGGUUUGGAGCCAGGAUCUGUAGUGAUCACCAAACAGGCUGUAAAUGCCUCCUUCAAGCCUCAGUUAGAACAGACGGUCCUGGGGAAGUCUGUAUUUCGCAACACAGACCUGGAUGAGAAGUUGGCUGAUGAGCUACUAGACUGUGGCAAGGAACUACAUCAGUUCAACACAGUCAUUGGGAACACUCUGUGCACUCUUGAUUUUUAUGAAGGUCAAGCUCGCCUCGAUGGUGCAAUCUGUUCAUACACUGAAGACGACAAAAUGAAAUAUUUAAAAGCAGCUCACGAGGCCGGAGUAAAAAAUAUUGAGAUGGAAUCUGGCACUGUUGCAGCCAUGUGCAAUCUUACCGGCAUCAAAGGUGCCGUGCUAUGUGUCACACUCCUGAAUCGUCUUCAAGGGGACCAAAUUACCAGCUCUCAUGAAGUACUGCUUGAAUAUGAGGAGAGACCACAAAAACUGGUGGGGCACUUUAUUAAGAAGCGUCUCGGGAAAAAGUGACAUCUCCUCUUCAGACUUCUUGCUUUCAGUAAAAUCUGUGUGUUCCUUCACAAAUACAUGUUGAAAAUGUGCCUUGUGAUUUUUCCUGCAUUCAAUAGCAUUGCAAUUCAUACUUCAGUGCCCAGCACUGCAAUUUCAAGGUGCAAUAUG
Molecule: messenger RNA, 1176 nt
Organism: Rhineura floridana
Lineage: Eukaryota; Metazoa; Chordata; Lepidosauria; Squamata; Rhineuridae
Product: uridine phosphorylase 1-like
Exons: 8
Coding region: 88-1026 (312 amino acids)
Biological process (GO): nucleotide catabolic process; uridine catabolic process
Cellular component (GO): cytosol; cytoplasm
Molecular function (GO): uridine phosphorylase activity
Source: RefSeq, a predicted model, not a curated record